AUGAAAGAGAAAGCCGCCGCCGCUGUGAUCGACACCACAUUGAUAGAUGCUCUGACACCGCCUCUUCGGGUGCGAGUGGGAUCCCAGGUCCGGGAUGUGGUGGGUGCGGUGCGGGAGAGGCACUCGCCGCCCGCCGCCCCCUUCACUCGGAUGUUAGAGUUUGGGAGCAAACUUGUUUUAUAUCAACACUUCCUUCUACAUCGGGCGCCGUCGCCUCAACUGUGCGUGGGGGGCGAGGCGCCCACCCCGCACAAGAACAGAGGAGCCGGGGAGAAGAGACGGCCUCGCUGCCCACGGGGUAAGCGGAGCCCAGUCAAGCUCGGGAGCGGGCAGCAGAGCCACAGGAGUGACCGCCACUCACACCAGAAAACCCCUCCCCCCCCCGCAAUUUUUUUGCCAACUCGAGUCGGCUACAGACAGUCCAGUGUGUCCUUAAUUACAAGGAAGAGAGAAAAGCACGGUGCCCCUCGAGUCCUCUCCGCCCCCUCGGUCCUAACCCCCGCCCAGGCUCCAGGUCUUCCCCUUUGUGUGGCCUGGACUCUCUCCCAGCUACAACUUUGGUGGGAUCCCAAAGGAAGGAGGUGGCGGGGCCUACGGAAGAGGAUACUCAGGAGCCGAGGAGAAGGGCUAGAAAACGAAGAAUGUGACUCCAGAGGCGGAACUCCGACCCCCUCGAAUUCCCACCCCGUCUUCGCCUGGAGACGAAAGCUGUGGGGCAUCUUCAGUUUAACGGACUUCGCGGAAAAGGAGAGAAGGGGGGGCGAGGGAAAUGGCAGUUUGUGUCCCAGGGGUUCUUCCGCUUCUUCUUGCCGCCUCCUAAAGACAAACAAACUCAACCCCCCACCCUCCGGGGUAUCAGGGAACUCGUGGGACCGUGAAAAAGUCGUUCCCAAAUCCGGCCGCCUGCGGACGUCGGGCUUCCGCGGGGCCGGCGCCCGUUGGCGUCUGCAGCUCGGCGCAGCCUCGCGGGGCUCGAGCGAGCGGGGUCCGCCACCCCUCCCGCCCUCCUGCGGCUUUCCCCGCGCUGGGCCAGUGCAGGCCGAGCCCCGCGUCCCUGCCUCGCUGGGUAGGGGUCCCGGGCGCGGCUGUCCAGAGGGCCGCCUCCUCCCGCGGCCCGCGGGCAAGGGGCGCAACCCAUCCCGCUCUGCAGGCCGCCCCUCUGCCAGCUGGGAGGUGAGGGUACACGUCCUAAGGGUGCCCAAGAGGGAGAGGAAUCGCGCCGGUAGGAGAGCGCACGGGAACCAGCAACGCGAGGCAGGCACAGGGGAGCCGAACGAGCCAGACAGGGCCCGGCCACGCGCCCUCGUCGCUGGGCUGCUCUCCGCGACGGGAACCCGGGCUCCCACGCAUGGGGAAUGCCUAGAUUGGAGCAGGAAUGGAGGUGGGAGCUGGAGUCAUUUUGCGGGCCACAGGACUGCUCAUUUCGUGGGCAGGACGUGACAUUCUUGUCCCUCGUUUCUGAAAAACUUUUCUCAGGCGCCUGAACUUGGCACGGGGACCGGCCUCGGAAGGCCGGCGGGUAGCACGGCCGCAGCCUCCAGCCCUGGGCCCUCCUCGCCCAGUCCCUCCUUGUCCCUCGGCCCGCCCCCCGGGUCGGGGACGCGCGCGGAAAGGCCGCCCGCGCGCGCGAGUCGCGCCUUAUAUCUGCUGAGGGCGGCGCCUGCGCAGGGCCCGGCGCGGCGGCGCGGCCUUUGAAGUCGCGGCGGCUGCCGCUUUCAUCCUUUCUUUUUUCCCUCGCAGGCCCCUUUGUGUGACUAAAUUUGGCAAGAAUAUGGAUCCGAGCCAGUCUUUCCACGUGUGCUCCCAGCUCCCAGCUGAGAAGGCCAAGGGUUCUCUUCCGGAUGCAGCCUUUUUGAAAUUUAUUCUUGGCCAAAAGAGGAACAUAGAUCAAGGAUUCUAUCUUGCUUUUGCAGGGCAAUGGAGAGACCCUGAAAACAAGGAAAACCUGAGGCCUUCUAUAAGAAAAUAAACUCCCUGAAAGGGGAGGCAUGGCCAAGGAAUUUACUUAUUUUUAUAAAUCUCUUUCCUGGAUGGAUAUGGUAAUGGAUGUGUUUCUUGAAUUGUGGUAAAUGCACCUCAUAAAAUGGAUGGACUGGGGCUGUAUUCUCAGGCUUCCUGGGCUCCGUUGACAUUGGGCAAGCAUAUAAUCCCUGGUUUGAGGCUAGAAGCCAAAGCCACAACCUUCUUGCAGUACCAACUGAGCCAUUGGGAGAUUAAUGCAGAACAAGGUCAUUAGUCUCAUUGUUUAUCCGGUUACUAGCCGCACAGAUUUGUGUAAAUUUCAACUACAGUGGUUGCAGCCUGCCUUUGAUGUGUGUAAUCUGUACAUUUUAGUGCUCCAGGAAAGUGCCUGAUUGACAAGAUCUACAUCCAAUGCCCAAAAAACACAUCCUGCACAGGCACAGUGAAGCGUAGAGUUGAACAAUUUUCCAGUGAGUUCCGUCAAAGUAAAUAAACCAACCUAGAGGGUCAGGAUUGAGCCUCCUUUUUUCAUGA
Chlorocebus sabaeus (green monkey) is the source of this 2496-nucleotide messenger RNA. NCBI's taxonomy places the organism in Eukaryota, Metazoa, Chordata, Mammalia, Primates, Cercopithecidae. The record is from RefSeq and is a predicted model, not a curated record.